Physella acuta is the source of this 4922-nucleotide messenger RNA. Its product is annotated as multidrug resistance-associated protein 1. Gene Ontology annotation, biological process: transmembrane transport. Gene Ontology annotation, molecular function: ATP hydrolysis activity; ATP binding; ABC-type transporter activity. Gene Ontology annotation, cellular component: membrane. NCBI's taxonomy places the organism in Eukaryota, Metazoa, Mollusca, Gastropoda, Physidae. The record is from RefSeq and is a predicted model, not a curated record.
UCUGACGCCCCGCUCGUCUGGUUUACACUCAGCAAUGGAGAAGUUAUGCGGUGACGACAAACUAUGGGACACAGAUCUGACCUGGAGCAACAGCACCUGGCCACAGUUUACCGAAUGUUUCCAGGACACCGUUCUCACCUGGGCUGCCUGUGGCUGGCUGUGGCUGUCCGCGCCCUUCUACGCCUACCAUCUCCUGUCCAUAGAGCGUAAGAACAGACGGCUGAGCGUGAUGUUUGGGUUGAAGCUGUUUUUCAGUUUAGCCAUUUUCGUCGUAAACAUUUUUGAGGUCUUUGACGGACUGCAGUCUCAUGCUUUCAUCAGCGCUAAUGUUUUGGCUCCAGUUACAUGGAUGGCAACAAUGGUUUUAAACUGCUGUUUUGUGUAUCUGGAAUGGACCAAGUAUAAAGUCAGGUCUCCUGUUUUGUUUCUCUUCUGGACUCUAACAGCAGUUGUUUCCCUUGUUCCAUUCUACACCUCCAUUAUUUUGAAGAAAUAUGACACAAAUACAUUACCCUUUGCUAUGGUGUGUACCAAAUUUGGAGUUCAUUGUUGUAUUUUAAUCCUGUAUGGUUUCGCUGACAACAUUGAAGAAAGGAACCAGGAUGACUCUCCUGAAAUCUCAGCAUCCCUUUUGUCGUGGUUGUCUCUAGGGUGGUAUGAUAGACUGGUUUGGAAAGGAUUUCGGUCUCAGCUGAAGAAUGAGGAUAUCUACAAUUUAAACCCACGGGACAAAGCCAAAAGGGCUUACAGGAAGCUGUUACAUGUAUGGGACAAUGAAACUGAAAAGUCAUCAAACAUCCGGAGUAGAAGAACAAAGUAUAAAUUAUCACAAGACUGGGAAAAUGAAAUUCCAUUGUUGCCAGUUGACCAUGUGAAGAAUGCUGAGGAUAGACAUGUUGAGGAAACUCAGUCCUUUGAUUCUGAUGAGCAGUAUGGUUUUUCUAAAGUUAUGUUCAAGGGAAACAACAAAGAAAUCCCAGAACCAACUGAUUUAGAUGGCACCGAUAGUAAAGAUGCGAAGCUGCAGAGGGAAAUAGACAGUAAGAACAGGGCCGUGCCUCGGCUGUCUAUGUUAAAAAUCAUGCUGAAAUGCUAUUGGAUGGAAGCUGUUUCUUGUCAGUGGGGGAUAAUGAUGUUUGUGGUUACACAUAUUAUCAGCCCUAUCCUGUUAGGGUGGCUGAUAGACUUCACCAAGGACACAUCAGAGCAAGUCUGGCAUGGCUACAUCUAUGCACUGGCCUUCAUCUUAGCUAGAAUAAUGAACAAUGUCUUUGGGGUUUUGGCCAAGUGGCUGAACUUGUGUUUUGCUGCUCGCGUCAGAAGUGCUGGGAUAGCCACUGUCUUAAGAAAGGCUUUGACAAUGAGUAACGAGGCUCGCAAAGAAUCAACAGUUGGUGAAAUUGUCAACCUGAUGUCAGUAGACAUGGGACACAUUGAGAAAACACUGGGAUAUUCCUUCUGGUCUUGGCUGUGUGUUGCCUUUUUUGUCAUGGGAAUCUACUUGCUCUAUCAAGUUAUUGGUGUUUCUCUUCUGGCUGGCCUAGGCUUCAUAUUUCUAAUGUUUGCUGCUAACUUGUGGGUAAUGCAAAAAAUGAGGAGCUACCAUGAGCAGAUGAUGAGGAUUAAGGAUGAGAGGAUUAAAGUAACAAAUGAGGUUUUAAAUGGCAUCAAGGUUAUUAAACUAUAUGGCUGGGAGCCAAUGUUUAUGAAAAAAAUCCUGGAUAUUCGAGAUGAUGAGCUGAAAAUUUUGAGGAAAUACUCCAUAUUAUCUGGUGUUCAAACAUUUGCAUGGCAUGUUUCUAUGGUCUGGUCUAGCUAUUUAAUGCUGGUGACCUAUGUGUUGAUCUCUGAUAAUCACUACCUGGAUGCCAGCACUGCAUUCAUGAGCAUCAACUACGGAAAUGUUAUCAAACUGGCUGUUAAUAUGUUGCCUAUGCUAAUGAAGGAUGUUGUAAAGUGCAAGAAUUCAUUAAAACGGUUAAACAAGUUGAUAAACUCAGAUGAUAUAAAUAUGGUGAACAUGAUCAGAAACAAACAUGACUCAAUGUCAGUAAGGAUUGAAGAUGCAGAUUUUGCAUGGGAAAAAUCUGGACCUCAAAUUCUUAAAAGCAUCAAUUUGUGUGUCCCGCCUGGACAAAUGGUAGCUGUUGUUGGAGCUGUGGGUUCUGGAAAAUCUUCACUGCUUUCAGCGAUGCUUGGUGAAAUGCACAAAAUAAAUGGCUAUUUUAACAUAAAUUCUUCAACAGCUUAUGUACCACAACUUGCAUGGAUCCAGAACAACACACUGAAGGAGAACAUCUUAUUUGGAAGGAAAUAUCAAUUUGACUUUUAUCAACAAACAAUCAAAGCAUGUGCUCUAGAGCCUGACCUUGACAUUUUGCCUGCCAGAGAUGGUACAGAAAUUGGAGAAAAGGGCAUAAAUUUAUCUGGAGGUCAGAAGCAGCGUGUGUCACUGGCCAGGGCGGUGUACAGUCAGGCUGACAUCUACUUACUGGAUGACCCUUUAAGUGCUGUGGACAGCCAUGUUGGCAAACACAUCUUUGAUCAUGUCUUAAGUAACGAAGGGCUGCUUGCUGGUAAGACAAGAAUUUUAGUGACCCAUGGGAUACACUGGCUGCCCAUGGUUGAUCACAUCAUUGUGAUGAAAGAUGGCACAAUUUCUGAGAGUGGAACGUAUGAAGAGUUACUCUCUCACAAUGGGGCUUUCGCCCAGUUCCUCACACAGUAUUUGACCAGAGCUGUGCAAGUAAAUCAUGUAGAUAGCACAACUGAUGACCUUUUUGAUGAAACAAUCAAAGCUGACAUCUUAAAAAGAUUAGCAUCAGUGGCAAGUGAUGCCAGCAACAUGUCUGAACAAGCUGAAGAAGAUUUAAAGAAUUUGGUAUCUGUUUACAGCAGCAAGCAUUCAUUGAAUGGAAGUGAGGGGUUGUUGAAUAAUGAAAAAAUUUCAACAAGUAAAGGUUCAUUAGCAUUGAAAUCAAAUGAAAAGCUUGGAGUACAAACUGAAAUAUUAAAAUCUGCUAAGGAUAAAGGCAACAAGUCGACAACAGAUAGGAGCAGACUGACAUCAGAUGAAAAAAUGCAACAGGGAAAGGUGAAUUGGUCAGUGUAUGGUCAGCUAAUGAAAAGUAUUGGAGUGUACAACUGCAUAACAUUCCUGACACUUUUCAUAAUUUACCAAAUUAUCUACAACUACUCCAAUGUCUGGCUAGCCAACUGGACUGAUGACGCUGGGCUGAACAAUUUUACAAUGAUGCCAGGGAACAGCACUAAUAGAGAAGAUAGAAAUAAUUAUUACAUUGGGGUCUAUGCUGGAUUAGCAAUAGCAAUGACAUUUUUUGAUGUUGGCUAUGCUGUGUUUUUUCAAUUGGGACAUAUCAGAGCAUCCAGAAACCUCCACUCUGAUUUGCUGUCUGGUAUCAUGCAUUCACCAAUGAGCUUCUUUGAUACAACUCCCAUUGGCCGUAUUUUAAAUCGCUUUAGCCAGGAUAUUGACAGCAUUGAUGAUAACAUCUUCAUUGAAAUUGAAACCUGCCUGGACAAUUUAUUAAGGUGUAUUGGAACUAUUAUUGUUAUGAGCUACACAAUGCCAAUUUUCCUGUCUGUUGUGGUACCCAUUGUUAUCAUUUUAAUUUUUAUACAGCAACUUUACAUGCGGACAUCCUGCCAGCUACGUCGUAUUUCUUCCAACAACAGAUCCCCUGUGUACUCACACUUCAGUGAGACUUUGUCUGGGGUCAGUGUCAUAAGGGCUUAUCAAGCCCAAGACAGGUUCAUUGCUGAGUCUCUGGAGAAAAUUGACUUGUUUCAGAAAGGGAAUAUAGCUUCAAAAACUUUAAACAAGUGGCUGGAGGCCCGACUCAAUAUGCUGAACUAUGUUGUGAUUGUGGCUACAGCCAUAUUUGCUGUCUACUACAGAGAAGACCUGUCUCCUGGGCUAGUUGGUCUGGCUGUCACAUAUGCAAUCAAAGUAUCUAGUGAUAUGAAUGUUCUUACAAUGGUUUUUGGGGACCUUGAGGGCCAUGUUGUUUCUGUGGAGAGAAUAGAUGAGUAUUCAUCCCUUCCAAGUGAGAAACCAUGGGACAAUCAAGAGAAGACUGCGGAAAUUGAUUGGCCAUCCAGUGGAAAAAUUCAGUUUGUAAACUACAGCACCCAGUACAGAGAUGAGCUUGAUUUGGUCCUCAAUGAUGUGAAUGUUACAUUUCAAGGUGGAGAGAAGAUAGGAGUUGUAGGUAGAACAGGGGCUGGGAAAUCAUCAAUGGUGCUGUCCCUGUUUCGUCUCAUUGAAGCUACUUCAGGACAAAUAAUAAUAGAUGGAGUGGACAUUGCCAAUAUUGGACUUCACACACUACGUAGACAGCUGACCAUUUUGCCUCAGGAUCCAGUUUUGUUUGCUGGCUCUUUACGAAUGAACCUUGACCCUUUUAAUGAAAAUUCUGAUGCUGAGAUCUGGAAAGCUUUGGAACAUUCCCAUCUAAAAUGUUUUGUUGAAGAACUACCUAGUAAGCUGGAACAUAAUGUUGGGGAGGGAGGACAUAGCUUGAGCAUGGGUCAGCGCCAGCUUAUCUGUCUAGCAAGAACUCUUCUGAGAAAAUCCAAGAUUUUUAUUUUGGAUGAAGCCACAGCAUCUGUUGACAUGGAAACAGAUGAUUUAAUCCAGAAAAGUAUCAGGGAAAGCUUCAAGGAUUGCACAGUGAUUACAAUAGCCCAUAGGCUAAACACAGUCAUGGACUAUGACAGGAUUCUAGUGCUUGAUAAUGGGCAGAUAGUAGAAUUUGAUACACCUAAAAAUCUGUUAGAAAGGCAAGAUUCAAUGUUUUAUUCUCUGGCUUCACAAGCUGGGCUUGUAUAAAAAAAAGAACAAAGGUUGGAACUCUUCCUUUUACUUAAAAGUUUUGAUUUAUAUAUAAUUUACAAAGAUU